Messenger RNA from Caenorhabditis elegans, 1055 nucleotides. It is a transcript of the gene Y40H4A.2, whose product is annotated as Serine/threonine specific protein phosphatases domain-containing protein. Bases 16 to 1017 code for a protein of 333 amino acids. Gene Ontology annotation, molecular function: hydrolase activity. The record is from RefSeq and is marked reviewed. Lineage: Eukaryota; Metazoa; Nematoda; Chromadorea; Rhabditida; Rhabditidae. The transcript is spliced from 6 exons.
UUUAACGAUUUUGAAAUGAUCCAAGAAUCUGAACGAGUUGAUCAAGACGAAGACAGCGAGAAUGAUCAAGAAAGAGUGGCAUAUCUGAAGGCAUUCAUAUCCCGUCUGAUGACUGCUCCAAUGAAAGAAAAGUCUCCAGCCGAGGUGGAUGUUACAGUUUCUAAAGAAGAAAUUAGAAUUAUUUCAAAUUAUGCGGCAGCAUCGUUUGGUUCAUUCAGUACUUUGAUGAGAGUCGAUGAAGAUUGUCUUCCGGUUCAUAUUGUUGGAGAUUUGCACGGACAUUUCGGUGAUCUACGGCGAAUUUUUGGAAUACAUGGUGCACCGGGAAUCUCUCACUACGUAUUCCUUGGUGAUUACGUGGAUCGUGGUCGUCAAGGAAUUGAAACUGUCAUGCUUCUGAUGGCCUAUCAUUGCUUGUAUCCAGAUCAUUUGUUCCUGUGUCGUGGAAACCAUGAAGAUUAUAACACCACAAUGACCUAUGGAUUCUUUGAUGAAUGUCGUAUGAAGUACGGGAAAAAGGGUACACUUGCAUGGCUUCACAUCAUUAAUGCAUUCAAUCAUUUGCCGCUGGCCGCUCUGAUUUUGGAUAAAGUUUUGUGUAUGCACGGAGGUAUUUCACCGCAUAUUCAAAAGUUGGAGGAUAUUGAUAAGAUCCAACGUCCUACGUUCAUUCCAUCGUACGGUCUCGCUUGUGAUUUGGUUUGGUCGGAUCCUGAGAAAACUUCUAAUGUUGGCUGGUCACUCUCAGCUAGAGGAAUCUCUUUCUCCUUCGACGAUAUCACUAUCGAGAAGUUUUGCCAAGAUAAUGGUCUUGAUCUGAUUGUCAGAGCACAUCAGAUUUCUAGUGAGAUGAUUCGAGGUGGCCACAAAUGGCAUGCAAAUGGACGAAUGGUUACAAUUUUCUCAGCCGCCAACUACUUGAGCAUGGGAAACGAUUCUUGUGUGAUUCGUAUUGAUGAGCAGAAAACCAUGCAAUUCUGUCUGCUCCGUCCUGUGAAGAAGUCGCCAAAACACUAAUCCAACUCUCGCUUCCAAAUAAAUUAUUUUCGGUACAA